This is a messenger RNA of Diachasmimorpha longicaudata, 3091 nucleotides long. RefSeq names its product adenosine deaminase 2-like. The transcript has 3 exons. The record is from RefSeq and is a predicted model, not a curated record. Gene Ontology annotation, molecular function: adenosine deaminase activity. Bases 1021 to 2508 code for a protein of 495 amino acids. Gene Ontology annotation, biological process: adenosine catabolic process; inosine biosynthetic process. Lineage: Eukaryota; Metazoa; Arthropoda; Insecta; Hymenoptera; Braconidae.
GUGAUUGAAAAAAAUCGACAUCGGCUUUUUUAUGAUGAUUACAUUCCAACAAGUUGAUAGAUAUUUUAACCUACGAUUUUAUACUUUCGUAUUUAUCCUGCUUAACCCAUUGAACGACCGUUUUUUCCAUGUUUCGUUACCUUGUAAUAGUGUGCAUGAGCUCUCGGCCCUCUCUUAUGACGUACUAUUCCCAAGACAGCCCUCCACUUCCUUCGACGGAAUUUCAUUUGAUAAUAAACAUAUUAUUGAAAUUCAAACUUCAUAAAACUUCAGUUCAGUUCAAUUCGAAUAUUUGAAUUCUUAUUGCCUCAUGAUGGUGUAAUAAGCUGUGACCGAAAUUUUGAGGCCAAAAAUUCUUGGAAUAAACACCUUGAAAACGGUUUUGAAAGACAUAAAACUCGGUAAAUCAUGUAAACAGACCAGGGAAAAUACUCCACGUCUCAAAAAUGGCUAAAACCAUUCAACUUGAAGAUUUUCCUUGAUCUACCUUUUAUAUAAUCAUAAUAAUGAACAACUAAUUCCGGAAGGCGAUCGUGUUUGUAUACCAAAUAGUUAUUAGUGCCAUAAAUAGGCAGUAAUUAAAAAAAGUCCGACAAUAUCUCUGGAUCUACUCAUUCCACUCUCAAAAAAAUUCCAUUUUUCCAGGUACUCUUUGCAAGGUACUACCAAAUCGUUCUAGAUCAUAUCUUCACAUUAAAGAUUUAAUUCUCCCAAUUACUAAAUCACGUGAAAAAUAAGGUAGUUCUUCAUGUUUGCUUUGAUAUAAAUAAAUUUUUGUCGUUUAGAGGGUCUCAUUCUUAUCUUUCUACAGAUGUAUUCUAUUUGUCCUCCAUGACCCUUUUUCGUGGUUUCAUUUUUUAUGAGACUUGUCUUGAGUAUAUAAAUCCUCAUAGUCGCUACGUUAUGCCUCGGAGUUUGUACACAUAGUUGCAGUGAAAACAUUCAACUGAAAUUUGGGAGCUGUGAUCUUUUCUUUUUUAAUCACCAUUUUCGUAAUUGGAAAGAUUUUUUUUUACCACGAUGGACAAAACCAUUGUCUUGUCCAUCUUUUUAGUUCAUUUAGUUCACUUCACAUCAGCCCUGGCUAUCAAUGUAUCCGAUAGUGAAUGGUUUGGAAAUGAUGAUCAGACAUUAAGCAGAUACGAGCAGAUGAUUAAUGCGUGUUUGAUGUGUUCCAAAGAGGAAGAGACAGAAGCAGCAAAUAACGCGGCCACGGGCUCCCUUCCUGCGACGAAUUUCCUCGACGCGUCCGAGGAUAUCGAAAAAUCCGAUGUAUUCCAAAUGAUCCAGCGAAUGCCAAAAGGUGCAGCUGUCCAUGUUCAUCACAAGUUCAUGGUUCAUGGGGACUGGCUCUACAAUGCAUCGUUCGAAGAUAAUCUAUACAUUUGCGAUAAUAAUGGUGAAUUCGUACUAAAAUUUUUGAAACAACCAACCCGCGAUUGCAACUGGAAGUCUAUGAAUAAAAUGAGGGAAAAUCCGGUGGUAGCUCGAGCCCUGAACAAUCGCAUCUGGAGGAAGAUGACAAUGCUCGUGAAAAAUCCCAACAGGGCGUACCCAAAUCCUCAUGCUGCCUGGACUAAAUUGAAGGAUAUUUCCAAUUUCAUUGAUCCCUUGCUCACCUACAAACCGGUGGCCGAGGCUCAUUUCUAUUAUGGACUUCAAGAAUUAUAUGAUGAUAAAGUUAUCUACCUUGAGUUGAGAUCGCCAAUUCCAAAGCUCUAUGAUCUCAAUGGCAAAACUUAUAACAAACUUGAGGUUUUGGGUAUCUUGGAAAACGUUACAGAGAGAUUCAAGGAAGACCAUCCUGGCUUUAUCGGUGCAAAAAUAAUUUACACAAGAAGUAACGAGAAGACCAAAGCAGAGGUCCGCAAGUUCUUGGACGAAGCUGUGCAGUUGAAGAAGGCCUACCCCAAUUUCAUCGCAGGAUUGGACUUUACGGGUCAAGACGAGAAAACACCACAUUUGAACCCAUACCUCGACGAUUUGAAAAAGGUUAGACAACAAAUGAGGGUGUUUUUCGACGCUCGGAAGGCCAAAGCGUCCGAUCCCGCUGGUGACAAGAAUUUGCUGCAAGCUUUAUCGCUCAACGCAACAAGAAUAGGUCAUGGCUAUCCGAUUAUAAACGAUCCAAAGAUGUUGGAAUACGUGAAAAACCAAAAAAGCGCUGUGGAAAUUUGUCCGAUUUCCAAUCAAAUGCUGAAGUAUGUUAAUGACAUUCGUAAGCAUCCAGCAGCACAGCUACUGGACAAGGGGAUCCCAAUGGUCAUUUGCAACGAUGAUCCAAGUGUUUGGGGGGCCAAAGCUCUCAGCUAUGAUUUCUACGAGGCAUUCAUGGGCUUUAUGUCCAAGGACGCUGAUCUUCGGGCAUUAAAACAGCUCGCGAAAAACUCUAUCAUCUACAGUUCGCUCUCUCCGGAAGAAAAAGCUCAAGCGUUAGCCGCGUGGCAGAAGAAAUGGAUUGAAUUCAUUAAAGAAUAUGUCGAGGAAGAAGCUAAGAAGAAAAAAUAGAUAACGAGAGGACAUUAUACAUCACGAAAUUCAUUACUAAAAAAUUCACAAAUUCAUUAAGGGUAAAAAAUUUGCAUCAAGAUGGGGGUAAUGAUUCAUAACAAUAAAUGGAGUCCCAAAUUGACUUUUGUAUUUUUAUUAUUUUCUCAUCGUAUACCCUUUCGGGUUUUACAACUUGUUCCCAUCCUACUCUACAACCCCUUGUACCCGGUUCGUUUUGUACCCGGUAUCCUUUACUCCCUUGUGAGUAAAAUUGCAUUUUCUGAAUGGUGAUGAUGAAUAUGUCGUCUCCUACUGUUGUGACAUCUGGUUCGCCGUAAAUUAACAAUUUGAAAUGACGUAUUACUGUGUAAACUUCAGUGGAUAUUCUUCAGCAGAUAAAGCAAAUAGAGUGAACAAAAGGCUGGGUGAAGUUUUCAGAGGUGUGUUAAUAUUUUUUCGCAAAUGAAUUGUUAUGUUACGGGUCCAGACAUUGCGACAAUAGAAGAACGUGGCAUCAUUUACAGUCAUUAUAAAAGGGGCCGCGGCCGCCAGUCAAUGCCAUCAGUGCAGAUCGUUCACAAAAUUAAAAAAUUAAUAUGCG